CAAAGGAGCCAUUUCUUUUCUAUACUAAAGCAUAACUCUCAACACAGACCAAGAGUCUGUGGGCUGGGUCCUGCACGAGCUGAAAUCUCCAUCCUCACUGGAUACUGCCCAGUGGAGCAGGGAAGCCACUUUGCUCCAACAAAAUGGUGGCACAGAAAAAGCCUCCCAAGACCAUGAGCCCCUUUUCGCUCCCUGCCCAGGUCCCAGGUGGGCCAUACCCAUUCCCAUAGCUUUUCCAGACUGAUUUCCCCUGUCAGCUAUUCAUCCCCAAGCAGCGCAGUAACUCCAAUUGCUUCUUUCUCACCCUCCCUCUUCAUGCCGUACCUUCUAUAGGACGCAAAUCCCACCUGUGUCUUGUGAAGCACUGAAAAUUCAUUUGUAACUAAUGAAACUUCAGCUAUGUUUGCAAUGAACUCCAACUCUGAGUUGCUGCCCUGCUGCCCAUUCUUUUACUUUGGGCAACGUCACACUCGCAGUUCCUCUUUGUUUUCAGCAGGGGCGGCUCUCACCCUCCAGAGGCAAGGCCCUUCCUGGGUCAGCCCUGAUGGAAGGGCGGGCUGAGCUGUCCCAGUCAGCAGGCUCUUCCAUCCAGGUGUGCCCUGGCCAACUCCAUCCCCAGCAUCAUCACCAGGAGCAAGGUGGUCCAGAGCCAGUGAUGAGUGGCAGCCAGGGCACCUGAGUCCUGGGCUCCCCGUGGGUGGGGGAGCAAGGGGAGACAAACUACUGGCGGGGAAGAACGUUUGUGGAGAAGGAGGAUGUUUACAAAUAUUAUCCUGCAGUUCCAUGUAUGUGCCAUUGUGGUCCUAGAAUUCUGUACAGAAAGGGCCUUCAGGUGGCAAUCCUAUUGGGAUUAAGAGGAAAUUACAUUCCUAUAGCUCUUUCCUUAAUACGGAGACAUCAUCACAACAAAGAAUGAGAGUAUGAUGGAAAUCUGGGGGCUAACACACCUAAAGUAUCCCCGUUGUUGUUGCCACCACACAAGGCUUCUCCUUGGAGAUAUGGCACAUGUGGCUUUAUGGGGCUCAGGGUCAGUAGCAUUUGGGUGGCAAAAUAGUUAAAACCCUGACUUUGUGGUCUGCCAGGGCCACAGGAGAAGUUUCCUGGUUGAAGCUUCUCCUUUGAUAGGCAGAGAGCCUUCUUUCGGGUUUCUACCAGAUGAACAGAGAUGUGAGCUGAGGGGGUGUAUGGGGGAAGGAGGGAGACACCACCAUCCUCUAAAGCCUGUGCCUGGUCUGGAUCUCCCAGCAGGACCAGCUGACCAUGGAGACGGGAAACCACACGAGCGCCUCCCAGUUCAUCCUCCUUGGUCUCUCCAGCCAGCCUGAGAGGCAGGAGCUGAUCUUCGGGCUCUUCCUUCUCAUGUACCUGGUUGGGGUGGCCGGGAACCUGCUCAUCAUCCUGGCUAUUGGCUCGAACUCCCGCCUCCACACGCCCAUGUACUUCUUUCUCAGCAGCCUCUCCCUGGUGGAUGUCUGCUUCAUCUCCGCCACAGUCCCCAAGAUGCUUGAGAACAUCCAGACACAGAACCGGCCCAUUUCCUAUGGCGGCUGCCUAACCCAGAUCUACUUCUGCAUCUUGCUUGCAAACAUGGACAACUUCCUCCUGACGGCCACGGCUUAUGACCGCUGCGUGGCGAUACGCCAGCCCCUGCACUACUCCACAAUGAUGAGUCUGCCAGCCUGUGCCCUGAUGCUCGUGAGCGCCUGGCUCGUUGUCAACCUCCACUCCCUGCUGCACACCCUCCUCAUGGCCCGGCUGGACUUCUGUGCCAGCAACGUCAUCCCUUACUUCUUCUGUGACCUUUCCCUGCUCCAGCUCUCCUGCUCCAACACCCUGCCCAAUCAACUCAUGAUUCUGCUAGUGGGGGGCCUGACCGUCCUCAUCCCCUUCCUCAGCAUCCUCGUCUCCUAUGCGCACAUCGUGUCUGCUGUGCUCAGGGCCCCAUCUGCCCGGGGAAAACAGAAGGCCUUCUCUACCUGUGGCUCCCAGCUUGCUGUGGUCAUGCUCUUCUAUGGGACCAUCACAGGGGUCUACCUGAGUCCCUCACCCUCCCACUCAGCUGACAAGGAUUCACUGGCUUCAGUCAUGUACAUGGUGGUCACCCCCACGCUGAAUCCCUUUAUCUACUGCCUGAGGAACGAGGACAUGAAGGGAGCUCUGUGGAAACUGGUCAGUGUAAAGGCUGCAUUCCAUGGGCUAUGAUAGCAGAGCUCCCCUUUGGGGCCUCUGUGCUGGGAAGGGAGAUGAACCCCAGGGACAGGCUCAACACACAGAGGGUGGGAGGAGCAGACCUCACUGUCCUGUGUUGUCACUGUGGCCAGCAAAGCCUUUCACUGCUCCAUAAGUAAUCUGCAGGUUCAAAAUAUCUCGACCCCUGUGCUGACUGCCUAGACUACCAAGAGGGGAAUAAACUCUCCCACAAAGACAAAACCACAUAAACAGAUAUAAAGGAGCUCUAUCUGCAGACCCUCCGGAGAGAGUUCACAUGAGAACAGUGAGUUCAUAGCCGUCUGUGACCUGUGCUGGUGGGCUUCCCUGGUGGCUCAGGCG
Odocoileus virginianus texanus is the source of this 2550-nucleotide messenger RNA. RefSeq names its product putative olfactory receptor 1F12P. Gene Ontology annotation, biological process: G protein-coupled receptor signaling pathway. The record is from RefSeq and is a predicted model, not a curated record. Gene Ontology annotation, molecular function: G protein-coupled receptor activity; olfactory receptor activity. Gene Ontology annotation, cellular component: plasma membrane. Lineage: Eukaryota; Metazoa; Chordata; Mammalia; Artiodactyla; Cervidae.